GCGCCCGCAAGCCGUGUAGAGCGCGCGUGCCGGCCCGACGAGAGAGAAGGCGGAACGAACAGAUACGAGGCAAGUGAGAGAGAGAGAGAGAGCAACGACCCGUCGCGAUUUCAGUGUCGGUUAACGCGAUCCGCAAACGCCGCCGCCACCGCCACCGGCCGAACUCGGCACCGGGAGGUAACAAGAGAGAGAGAGUGUCGCGCGAAUCGAAGAGCGCUCUCGCCAAAAUCGAACGCCAUUGAUUUCUCGCGAGAGACCACGGCCCCAAGCGACCGUGCUUCACCGACUACGAAAGCGUCGCGCGCUCGUCCACGGCACGAGGAGCACACGUUCCUCCUCCACUUCCUUCCACGCUGCUCUCUAUACUCCUCCUCCUCCUCCUUUUCUACCUCCAUCUUCUCCUCCUCCACCUUCCUCCAUCGUUCUUCGUCGCGGAUGCUGGAUAAGGCGCGCGCGCGCGCCAACGUAUGCCGACGGUGAGGUCCAGAGCGCCGCGCACGAUCUCCACGAGCCCGACAUCAUCAUCGUAGACGCAGCGUCGCGCGCGCGCUGGGCUGCUGCGCGGCACUUCGCGCCGCCGUCAUGGCAACUAGAGGAUUAUCGGCCGCUCGGCAGCCAGACGUGUAAGCCCGCUGCGUGCACAGCCAUCACGUGGUCAAAGGCGACACAUCAAUGGCCCUAGAAUCAAAUGGCAACAACGUGGUGUGGUUGAACACAGCCCGUCCUGAUCAGAUACAGCAGAGUCAAACGAUUGAGCAGCCAUUGAAGUGUUCCAUGUUUACUCAAACGGAGCAAUCUAAUAGUUUUACUCAGACAGAGCAGAGCAAUUCCAGUUACGCAGACCAGAGACAGCAGCAAGCAGCAAUGUUUGACCCUCAGCAAAUCCAGCAGCAGCAGGCUGCGCAGGGUCAGCAGUCGCAGCAGCAACAGUCUCAGCAGAUAUAUGUGACGGACAAGAAGGAGGACAAGUCUCAGCAGCAGCAGUCCGGGACCGCUGAUGGUUUCCCUUCUUUCUACUACAACGUCAACAUGCUACAAAAGGUUCAGACAAACGCGGUGAGCACAAUCAGUGCGAUCGCUGCCGACGACAAGGCUUGUUAUCGUUUCGAUGUGCAACCUGUCGGUUAUAACACAAUAUUAAACCAGAUGAGCAUUGCCGCUGCUACCAAUGCGACCUUCAAGUGUGACAUUUGCGGGCUGGUCUUCGGCCACAUGAGCCUGCUGACCCACCACAAACGGAUUCACAACUCGACGCCCAGCAAUCUGCAGCAGCCGCAGCAGCAGGUUGUGGUACAAACGCCGACGACAGUGACUGUCGCAACUACACCGGACAGACCGUACACUUGUGACGUUUGUGGGGCGUGCUUUGCAUUACCGGGAGAAUUAAAAAGUCAUAAAACAAAUAUGCAUCAGAAACCUAAGGUGCAAAUAUGUGAAGAUUGUGGCAGUGAGGACCCGUGCGAACAUCACCCGACUAAAAUUAAAAAGACUAUCAAACCUGGUCACCAUCCUGUGAAACGAAGGGGUGUCACCAGUGUCACCAAAUGUCACAAGUGCAACGGCACAGGGAUUAUUUUUAUAGGUAAACACGACGAAAAAAAUUCCGGAAUCAAUUCCCUCGCAAAGUGUGGCGGUUGCAAGGCUACAGGCCGCAUCAUCAUAGGAAGCGGCAAGCAAAACAGUCAGAAUCAGGCGGAGAAACCGUUUCAUUGUAACGUCUGUGACGGCACAUUUUCUCGAUAUUCUUCGCUCUGGUCCCAUAAGAGACUUCAUACGGGAGAUAAGCCAUUCAAAUGCGAAGUAUGUGGCUUAGCAUUCGCGAAGGCCGCCUACCUGAAGAAUCACGGACGAGUUCAUACCGGAGAGAAGCCGUUUAAGUGUAACGUUUGUGGAAUGCAGUUUUCACAAAGUCCACACUUGAAAAAUCACGAGAGAAUCCAUUCCGGGGAGCGACCGUACCAAUGUGAGGUCUGCGAAAAGACGUUCGCCAGACAUUCGACGCUGUGGAAUCAUAGAAGAAUUCACACCGGCGAGAAACCGUAUAGGUGUAAUAUCUGCGGUUCCGCCUUCAAUCAAGCCACGCAUCUCAAAAAUCAUGCGAAGGUCCACACCGGUGAAAAGCCACAUAGGUGUGAUAUUUGCGAGAUAGGAUUUUCCGAUCGUUUCGCGUUGAAACGUCACCGUGCGAUCCACGAAAAGUACGGGCAAACGGCGCGGAACCAGACCACGAAUAAUGCGACUAACGCACAACAGGCUAAUGCGAGUAGUCAGCAGCAGCAACAGCAACAACAACAACAACAACCGCAACAGGCGCAGCCAGGCCAGGUAGUUGUUGUAAACGCGGCCACUCCCGUCACCGUCAGCCAAGGCCAAGGUCAGGCAGUGAUGCUCGAAGAGGUCUACAAGUGUCAGGUGGCCUUCCCAGAGCCUAAAUGAUUCAGCUAGAGAAUACUUUUCAGGAGCUGGUAAAGAGGUUAACUUUUUUAACCCUUUUCUAAACAAAUAUUAAUCACUCAAGAAGAGCAAAAAUCACGUAUGAAUGUAUGAUACAGUUAGGUACAAACUGUGUCCGAAGAGAGAGUGUGUCUGAGAAGUGAUCGAGUGGCGCAUCUCUUUAUCUUUUUUUUUUUUCGUGUGCGACGACUCCGUUUCUGUGGAAGAGUAUAUGAUGACUAUUCGGUAAAUAACUUGGAUUUAAGAUGGAUAAAGGUAUAAGAGGAACAGAAUAAAAAGGUGAAAAAUUAAAUGGAAAAACUCUGCGACGUUACGCGAGUGGGAAAAUUUCGUGGAAUGUGUGUCCCCGGAAGAGUUCGGCUCGUAAGAUAAUCGGAAGCCUCCCAACCGCCAAGAUCAACGAAAAUCUCUUGUGAGAUAAUAGAGAAAUGUAUCUACUUUAUAUAUUUUGCCAUUCGCGGAAAGUGUGUGGACGGGGAAUUGGAUCGUCUUGCGGCAAGUCCCAUAUACAUUAAUUAACGAAUUUUCGGUGUAUAAUUAAUAUCUAUUAUAGUAUAUUAUAUACUAUAUUAUAUACUAUAUUGUAUUUCAGUACGUUAAUUACUGUAUACAGGGACAUGCAAUCUUAAUUCUUUCUUAUUUGUAAUCAUCGAUUUUGUUCGUGUAAACGAGUUUGCUGAAACAUCCUGGCUGACGAUAUAUCGCGACGUGUGCAAUAGUUGCAAAAGAUUUUACUAUUAGACCGACAAAGUGUACUUUCUGUCAUGUGUAAUAAUGACGAAUUGCGGCGGCGUGUGUUUUUGAGUACAAGUAUGAAAUAUUGAGUAUUUCAAUGAUUACUCUCGAAGCAGUAUUGUUAGAUGAAUUCCCAUUUCGCGCAUGCGCAUCGAAAGUAUCAGAAAGUACAGAAAUGACGCGAUCAAAACAUGAAUAAGAAAGGCUGUCCACUAUUCUCGUAUGAAUUUUGAGACGCGAGUCUGCCUUGUUCAGCAGACAAAUUUUCCCGAGUGUCGCUAGAGGAUAAGUAAAUCGAUUCUGUGGUGAUUCUUAUCAACUUUUCUCAAAUUUGUAAAUAACUUUUUAGAAAGAUCCAAACAGGGGCCACGCGCACAACACCUUCAAACAAUCGAAUUACGUACUCUACUGAUGUCGCAUUCAUGUCGCAUUCAAUGCGCAUGCCCCAAAUGAGGUGGGAGGGGACUCGUCUAACAGCGCUGACUCGCUGAGAUAUACGUUGCACUCUUCCAGUCGUAAAGCGAGAGAGAAAACGAAAGAAACGACAAUGCCCAAACCUCGGCCCUUUCUCGAUGUCAAAGUGGGGGAAUAAGCCUCGAAAAGUUUAUCUUGUUAGAAUUCUCAUUUCAUUUCGAUCGCAAUUAUCUCAUCUGUGAACAGGUGCACGCGACAUGCGUUGACAGUCCGAUGAACGGAGAAUUUCGAAUAGCGCCUUGGGGAGAAGCGCGAAGCGGAACGAUCAGUGCGAGCCCUCUUCCGUCCAGUCAUUCGGGAAUAGAAAAGCGUUGCAUUACCGAGAUGACGACAGCGACUGCGAUAACGACAACACGAAUAUGGGUAUUUUUUAAGUAUCAAAAUACCUACAACUCGCUGAAGCUGCAAUAAUAAUGAACGAAUAUCGUUGGGUAGGCUAUCUGUUUUAUAAUUUUAAGAGACCGUGAGCUAUAUAUAAAUAUAUCAAUUAAAGCAUAGUUGCUAGUUUAUAACGACAAGUAGCCGACUAGAUAUUAUCUAUACAUAUUAAUGUGGAUAUACGUAUAUGUGUUUAUGUACACACACCACAUAUAUACAUAUACGCGCAUACGUAUACACACAUAUAUUAAUUUUUAUAUCCCCACUUGUUAAAGCGAUUCCGCACCGUCGCUACUUUUAAGUACCGGGAAUCACCAAACAGAUAGUUUGUACAUCAAACGGCUCCAUACACCUACGAUUGGUGGCUUGCAGUGUGCGGUAAUGUCAGAACAAAUCCGACAUAUCGCUUUUGAAGUUAUUAUUUGGACAUGCUCCCUUUCGAGCACCGAUAGAGGUAGAUUUUGUGCAACCGUUUCCGCGUUAUUCAGACCACAUUUCUUUUUAUCGUUAUUUAAUUCUUUUUGCACCUUUACCAGCAACCACCUUUACUUCUUAACGAGUGAAAUAUCGUGUAGAACACUGUGUCCCUUUCUCGUUUUUUUUUUUCCUUUUUUUCCGUAUAAUUUUAGAGGAGGUUUUAUUUGAAAUUGUGCGCGCAAAAGAGCCAGACGAACGCGACUUGAGGAUGUCCGAGGCAAUUCUUUUUGUACACAAGAGAGAUAGAUUUAUUGUAUGUACUCACGCGGGGGGGGGGAGGGAGAGAGGGUACUAUGAGAUACGCAAUUAUACUCGUCAAUAUGCGACACCAAGUCAAUUCUACGCGAUCGUCAGUGAGCUCGCUCGAGGUCUUAUACGGAAUCCGAAAUUGGGGAUUUCUUUGUUUUACUAAUCGCAACAUGUAAAAUAAAGGUACACAAUCAUAUAAUUUUACUUUUAUAUGAUCAUAAUACCUGUUACAGUAUUUUCGAUUAGAAUAGAAAGCUUAUGAUGAAUUUCUCGUUCCCGUAAGAUCGGCCGGUCUUUUACACACGGGAUUAGGCUAGCAUUAUCUAAGCCGUGACUCCGAGAACCAGUUGAAGCGCAUUUGUCGCCACUUUGUAUCUUCAUCAUCGCUUGGCACUUUCGUGAAACGAAACUGCGCGUGAAAGCUACCGAGAAUUCAACUCACACAAACUCUGACUCUGCACAACGAGGCACGGGGUCGAUCGUGAAGAAACAAGUGAUACCGUGACGAUUAAUGCGUUAUCAACAGCCGUAACUGGCACGAGUCACCGGUUAGAUACACCUAAGUUAAAGUACGCAUCAUAGUCAGCACAUAACGCAGCAUCUCGUAAGUUUUAUCACAGAACGGCAAUACUUUGUUCUCUCCUUUCGCGUUUUGCGAAGGGGAAUUUCUGUAUCUCGUUGCAGACAGCGAAACGAAUUUUGCGUUGUUGAUCGGAACACAGUGAUAACACUAAAGGAUCAUUGAUGUCGUUAUUUCGCACUUCUUUUGCGGAAGCAACGUCGGACUCUCUCGAAUUUUCUUUUUUCUCCCUCCGUAAGCGUCCACUUGAAAAGAGAAACCCUCAUCCUAAUAGAUAGUUUUAUUUAGAACAGGAAACAUUACGUCAGUAUUGUGUAUAUUCGCUAGAAUAAACGCGGAUAGGUCGUUUCUAAUGCGUAGACAGUAUUGCUACAGUCGUUACACCUCAUUCUCGACAGAAUGAUUUACGGAUCUUAGAGACUAAUGACGUAUAGGGUGACAAUAAAAGCGACUUUCGUACGUUUCACAAUCACCUUGUAUUCUCGUGUAAAGUAGAGAAUUAUCUGCGAUGUGUGUUGUCGUGCGGCGCGUGCACUUUAUAUGUAGUUACUAAUCCUUAUUUCACGCGCGUCCACGUGCAGGGGUUGUUUUCCAGAGUAUCCCUGAUUUCUCCCCACUCGUCGACCCGUCGAUUCUGUAUAAUCAGCUCUGUUCAGAAGAGAAAAAUCUUUCCGCACUCGAAUGUCUAACAAGUAUAUUUAAUAAUUCAUUUGUAUACCUUGCAUUUUUUUCCUGCACGUUAUAUUUUAGUUAUGUUACUCUUCACACGACACAUCCCGAAAAUUCGACCGAACCGUGGCAGUUUGAUUUUCCUUCUUUUAUGACAAUUGACACAUCGCGGGCACUGCGAAUUUCGCUGUACUCUUCCACGAGUCCUUCAUAUCCCCGCACUAUUCGCCAAACGAACGAUUUUCGCGAGCUCUAUCCCUCAGGUGUACAGUACAUAUUUCACACGCCAUAUACAUAACGUUAAUAAUUACUUAUGUGAGUAUGGAGUUCGUUUCCCUGUUUUUAUUGUGUAUUGUAGAGUCGAUGAAGUUUCUUAUACAAUUACAAGUCGCAUCCAUGUACACGGCAGAGUAAGUGUACCUAAUAUCAAACGUUCAAUCCACAAGCAGACAUAAUAAGGGCGUAUAAAUGCCACCAUUAUAAAAAGAAAGAGAGAUUAAUACUUCAAUUGAAUGAUUCUGAAGCUCUUUAAUUAAAAUCUAAAAAUACAAAUAGACAAUAAGAGUCAAGUACCGGUCUAAUGUACACAUAAAAAAAGAUGCACACGCAGGUUCGUGAAAAUGACCGCAGUAACCGUCGAAACGUCUCAAUGUGCAAUCUAUAUCUGCGUGUACAUUUGACAUACAGGGUGUCCCGCGAGGAAAUCGACAAACUUCUAUAUUUUCUAGAGGUCGUUCUGAACCAAAAAGUUACACAUAUGUAUUAUAAAUCACUAUAGUGUAUCAAUUCGACUUAGUAGUCGAGAUAUAAAAGACUUAAUUCGCAUUGAAUUUGGUGAAAUUAAUUGGCAGCGGUCUAUGAUACGAGUAGCAGCAUGUUUGCAAACAGAAAAGAUUUGGAGAUUUUGAACAAUUGAUAUAAUUAAGAGAAUUAUAUAUAUAUAUAUAUAUAUAUAUAUAUAUAUAUAUAUAUAUUUAUUUAUUUAUAUGAAAAUUAUAAAUGUCUGAUAUUUUUUGUCUCUGUUGCAAUGUUGAUGAAAUUCUUUAUAUCUCGAGCCGAAUUGACGACGAAUAGUGUACAUGAACAUUUUUGCUUAGAAUGUUCUCUAGGAUACGUUAUAGAAGUUUCUUCGCAGGAUAUCCUAUAUAUAUUAAACAAAUUAUAUUUAAUAUAUGAUAUAUUGAUAAUAUGUGUAUAUUAUAUAUAAUUAGAGCACACACACGUAUAUAUGUAUUUAUGUAUAUGCUCGUUAGAUCAGCACUUGGCUCUCAUUGUCUUAUUGUCCACUGGUUACGAUUUUUUGAGAACAAUACUCCCGAAUCGAACAAGAGGGCUCUAAUUAUCGCCGCGGAAUAACAUAUGAGGAAAGAUAUACUCGAAGGCUUAUACUGAACGAAAACUCGUCUCGGCGACCGAUAGCGAUAAUACAAACUAUCCUCGACGACACAUUCUCAAUGAAUAUCUCUCAUAAAACAUAUUUUUGAGAAAAGCCUCUAUUUUGAUUACGUCACUAUCUCUAUCGAAACUGUGAUCCGACGGUCAAAUUUGCAAGCGCGGUGGCACACACACAUACACUCACACACGUACACACGGCUUAAUUAAGGUAUCUCUCAUCAAAACUUAAGAUAAAUACUCCUAAAAGCGCUCUCCCUGCGUUAACGCGCACACGCGCGCGCAUACGAGCCCUUUUUUUUCGAGGAAAAUUUUGUACACAGCGUCAAAAGAAGAAGCUCCUGAUCAAGGGACUGACCGAGGACUGUUGUUAGCAAGUCGGAUAAUGGCCGGAAAGGCGAAGUAUGCGAGCGUGAUUGCAAAAAGUAUCGAGCGCGUCAGUAAUUCUAAGCAGUUUGUCGAGAAUUGCUGCGGGGCGGGUCGCGCCGCGUUCGAGCACAAUCGUUCGAGUGCUUUUUCCUCCUUCUGAACGCGAUCGCCCUCUCGGGAGGAUCGAUUCGUCCGGACUUGAGUAUCCUCCGGUUUGCAAAAAAAAAAAAAAA
Molecule: messenger RNA, 8010 nt
Organism: Odontomachus brunneus
Lineage: Eukaryota; Metazoa; Arthropoda; Insecta; Hymenoptera; Formicidae
Product: zinc finger protein 665-like
Exons: 9
Coding region: 673-2436 (587 amino acids)
Biological process (GO): regulation of transcription by RNA polymerase II
Cellular component (GO): nucleus
Molecular function (GO): DNA-binding transcription factor activity, RNA polymerase II-specific; RNA polymerase II transcription regulatory region sequence-specific DNA binding
Source: RefSeq, a predicted model, not a curated record